Molecule: messenger RNA, 3779 nt
Organism: Opisthorchis viverrini
Lineage: Eukaryota; Metazoa; Platyhelminthes; Trematoda; Opisthorchiida; Opisthorchiidae
Exons: 21
Coding region: 1-3630 (1209 amino acids)
Biological process (GO): monoatomic cation transmembrane transport
Cellular component (GO): membrane
Molecular function (GO): monoatomic cation channel activity
Source: RefSeq, a predicted model, not a curated record
AUGACGGCCCAUAUGACGGAAAUGACAGACCAAGUUGCACCUGGUUUGGCACAUAAGGUCCGCUUCAUUCAAGAUCAUUUUAGAUGCUUUAAUGGGGAUCAUCUCCCAGCUGAAAAAUCCAAUGAACCCGUUCGUUCAAUCAGUCAAACGGAUCAGAAGAAUUUAGACUCAACAAACUCCUUUGGAUACAUCCGUUUUCCAACAAGUCUCGGCCAGGGAAACCUGGUAACAGAGUACGUACGAAUUGCGCACAGUGACAAAGUGGAAGAUGUAAUGUCGCUAAUGGGCAUUCACUGGCGCUUCAAACAUCCAAGAAUCGUACGCAACGGGAAUGAAGGAGACGGCAUGCAUGCUGAAAAUCUUGUUUUUGAAGAUUGCCGAAAAGAAUUGCUGAAAACAAUUCCAAAGGGAUCCAAGCUCAGAAGAAUACCGGACACUGCAUGGCAAGUGGAACUGGAUAAGAACCCACGACUCUGUAUUGCAGUCUUGGGAGGAGAGGAAAAUUUCGUCUUGGAAGAGAGCAAGAGUGAAACGUUUAAAAAAGGUCUCAUCAAUGCAGCAGAAACAACUGACGGAUGGAUAAUAACCACCGGUUUGAAUAAGGGAGUCGUCCGAAUUUUGAGUGAAGCUCUGGAGGAUCAUCAUACCCGCUGCCUGGACCCUCAGUCAAAUAGACUUCGUUGUCUUGGAAUCGUGUUGUGGAGAAGUGUACGCAACCGUCUUAUUCUUGAAUCAAAUACGUACACAGGUCCCGCUGAUUAUGUCGAAACCAUGUCGACCGACGAACCAAACACGGCAUAUCUGGAACGGCAUCACACACACUAUUUGUUUGUGGACGAUGGAAAUCGCCUUACGAAUGGUGAAAACAAAGCUGUAGAAUUCUGCACUUCCCUCUGCAAAGCGCUAUCAAAACCAAUGAUAAAACAAGGAUGGGCGAUCCCUGUUGUGGCAGUAGUUCUCAACGGUGGUGUGGACGUACUUGAAGCAGCUCAAAAAUUCAUUCGACAACAAUUGCCAGUCUUUGUGUGUGCAGGAAGCGGUCGAGCAGCCGACCUCAUAGGCUUGGCCUAUUCUCUUCGUCUGAAGUACACUGGCCUAACUUUUGACACCUUUCAUCAGACUCAUCUUCAUCUGCUGCAUCGAAAGGCUACGGAUAUGCUGCAGCUGACCAGUGGCACUAACACUCAUGGCAUCAUCUCGAUGCUACAAGAAAUCGUGCGGGAUCCCUCACUACUAACGGUCUGCGAUAUGAACGUACUCCAGAAUCUGGAUGUGGAAAUUUUGUAUGCUGUGCUCAGUUCAAUGUCUGGUCUGACUAGAAAACAGUUGGAACUAAGCCUGUCUUGGAACCGGAGUGAUCUAGCUGAGAGAGCACUAUUUCAACGAGGGAUUCCAGUCGAUUCAGAUCUUUUGAGUCCGUUAAUGAAGGAGGCCAUGCUCGAGGACAAGGCGGACUUUGUUAAAUUUUUCCUGCAAAAUGGUGUUUCCAUGCAAAAGUUUCUCACGUUGGAACGCCUUCAUCAGCUCUACAACCCCUGGAAAGUGACGGAAAACGAUGACGACGAUGCUGACGAUUCGGAAUGUUCACCCUAUAAAAAUGACCAGAUAUUCCUUUCAACACUUGCCAAGGUUCUGAAUAGACGUCUGUCAACAUUUAGCCAUAAGGUGUAUGCACUGGAUACACCGGAAGUACACGAAAAGCUGGAGAGUUGGAACAAGGUUGCUGCGCAUGAAUUUGAAUGUCCUUUCCAGGAGCUCUUCUUGUGGGCCCUACUCUGUCAAAGACCAAAUUUAUCCCUAUUUGCUUGGGAGCGCAGUCAAAAUACAGUGACACUGGCUUUAUUUUCGUGCAUGCUAUAUCAAGACAUUAUCAAGUCUCUUCCACGCUACGAUACGGAGAGCAAACAAAUGUACAAAAAACGAAUCGAAACAUACGAAUCACUUUCGGUUGGAGUUUUGAUGGAAUGUCACAAACGAGAUCCGGAUCUAACUCAACUGCUACUUGAAUCGACGACACCAAUCUGGGGUGGGUACAACUGUUUGGUCUUGGCAGCCGUGGAAGACAGGAAGCGGUUUUGCAGUACGACAGCCUACCAAAACUCGCUAACUUUUUCUUGGACAAACGGAAUCAGGACCAGUACUCCUUUCCUACUUCUGACUUUGAUGUGUCCGUUGGUUCUGCUUAUCUCCGAUCGUUAUAUCGAAUUCAUCAGUCCUGUGCGGCAGCGCAUCGGUUCGAGGCACCAAAAAGAAGAUGACAUUGCGGAGGUCAAGGUCAACCGUACAGAAGAACCGGUGUCAUUUUCCAAGAAAAUUAGACGAAUUUACACCGCUCCAGUGGUGAAAUGUCUCCUUAGUUCGAUAUUUCAUGUCGCCUUCCUAGCAUUCUUCUCUUACACCAUGUUAUUCCGCAUGGUCCCAUCGCAUGUCACAACGGAAGAGGCACUCGUAAUGGGAUAUUUCCUCUGCUUCUUCAUAGAUGUCCUCAGAAAGAUUGUACUUGUCUCCCGUUCGAGCCUGAGCCUUAAGCGGUAUUUUCAACUAUAUGGUUGGUUCUUACUGGAUCUAUUCAUCAUCCUUUUGGCAAGCUUGAGUAUGCUGUUCCGAAUUGGGCUGUCUGAAGGUUUCGCAGUGGCCAAACCGUUUUACGCGCUAACAUUGGUCUUCUGUUACACGCGUGUCUUUGCUCUUUACGGCGCGAUUCCCGUGUUGGGGCCGAAAAUUGUGAUGAUUCAACGGAUGCUCAAAGAACUCGGCCUGUUCUGCCUGAUCGUCGUGGUCAUACUGGUUGCCUAUGGGGUUGCCGUACAGGCCCUACUUUAUCCAAGCCGGACCUCUUUCGAUUGGACUGCUCUGCGAGAUGUGGUUCACUACCCGUACUGGAAUUUGUACGGUGAACUGAACCUCGACUACACUCUCGCUGAAAAACCAAACUGCUCCGAGUUCUCCAGUGACCCAAACUGCCCACAUUUCAACUACAUGGUGCCCUUCAACGUCUUUCAGGAUGUCGAACAAAUAUCGGUUCAGCUAUGGAAACACAACCGCUUUGCCUUGGUGUUCGCAAACAAGUUGGCGACCGUCCUACCUGUUCCCCUGUCAAUUUUUGAAAUUAUGAAGGAAUUGUUCUGCUACUUAUGUAGUGUGCACAGUCAAAUUCCGACAUCAUCGAGAAGAGAUCGCACAGAUCCUCUUCGGAUUCCCAUGUUGAAGGGGGAGAUUCCCACGGAUCCACUGAAAAAUUUCCUUUCAGACGACGAACUCAUUCGACGCUUUGAAACCGCAUGCACACAUAGCUAUUUGCAUAGCAGACAAGCUGACCGCUGUCCACAAGUGGAUCCGAAUUGGAAUUAUGUUAAAAACCGAAUCGACACUCUGAGAUCGGAGUUCCAGGAUUUCACUCAAAUGUUCGAUUGGCCAUCACAGCGAGACUCGAGUACAAGUACGUCAGUUAAAAUUGGGGGUGUCACAUCGGGUUUCCCGAAGGUAAUGCCGCCAAAAGACUGGCCCAAAUUUUUCCGCAUCGGUGACAACUUAGCGCCAUUCCAUGAUCCCGAAUCUACACUGUCGAGGAAAAUGUGGUCUAAUUUUAUUGUUUUGUGUAUGCAUUUUCAUUUAUUUUUCUCGUUUUGAGGCUGCCACAUUAAGCGCCAUCUUUACUGUUUCUUCAGCUGAUUUUGCUUGACUUCGUGACCGAAUACUUUCUGCUUUAAUCGUUGUGGUACAAAUUAAACGAUUAAAUUUUUUCGAAUAUGAAGGUUGUUCUCUGGACAUCAACGCAG